This is a messenger RNA of Anoplophora glabripennis (Asian longhorned beetle), 1779 nucleotides long. Its product is annotated as esterase B1. The transcript has 8 exons. The record is from RefSeq and is a predicted model, not a curated record. Lineage: Eukaryota; Metazoa; Arthropoda; Insecta; Coleoptera; Cerambycidae. Bases 116 to 1708 code for a protein of 530 amino acids.
AGUACCGUAAUACAAAGGUCAACACAACGACACACAAACAUGAACUUGCAAUCAUUCCGCUACAAUACGAGUUGAUUUAGGUGAGAUUUCAAGGCGUUUUCAACGUAUUUACGAAAUGAGUGAUUGUGUUGUAAAUGUGCGAGAAGGAAAAGUGAGAGGAAAAAUUUCGACUGACUUUGAGGGCAAUCAUUUCUACAGUUUCCAGGGAAUACCUUACGCCAAACCACCACUUGGUAAUCUUCGUUUUAAGGCACCUGAACCACCUGAAAAAUGGAACGGAAUACUAGAUGCGACAGAAAAUGGAAACGAAUGUUAUGCCAGAAAUAAUACUUAUUCGCGUUCGGAGGACUGUCUAUUUAUAAAUGUUUUCACAAAGGAGAUUCAAGCCAAGAGACUGAGACCUGUGAUGUUUUGGAUACAUGGUGGAGGUUUCACCACUGGCUCAAGUCAUUCAGUCAUUUAUGGUCCAGAAUACCUCGUUACUCAAGAUGUGGUUUUGGUUACCUUCAACUAUAGACUAGGUGUACUAGGAUUUUUAAGUCUUGAAGACAUCACCUUAGGAGUUCCAGGGAACGCAGGUUUAAAGGAUAUGGUAAUGGCACUUCAGUGGGUCCAAAGCAAUAUCAGAGACUUUUCAGGGGAUCCAAACAAUGUGACAAUUUUUGGUGAAAGUGCGGGGGGAGCGUCAGUUAAUCUCCUGAUGUUGUCUCCGAUGGCGAAAGGAUUAUUUCACAAAGCUAUAGCCCAAAGUGGUUGUGCUCUUAAUGGUUGGGCAAGAGGUAAAAAACAUAGUAUACACUUAUUAGCUGAAAAAUUAGGAAUCGAAAGCACUAACGACAGAGUUAUUCUUGAACAAUUGCAGAAAGUAUCUAUAGAAGAUUUAUCUAACGCUGCAAACAAAUUAGUAGAUCCGUUUUAUGUAGGAAAAAUUAGACCUUUUGGGCCAAUUGUGGAAAUAAAAUCCCCAAAAUCUUUUCUAAGCGAGGAACCGAUUAACUUAAUAAAAUCAGGCAGGUACCAUAAAGUGCCUUUAAUAAUGGGAUACUGUUCCAGAGAGGGGAUAUUUGUGUACGGAAUGUGCACUACUACUAAGGGUAGUCACUUAUUGAUUGACGAAACAAUUAUACCUUAUUCGAUGAAUCUGAGGAUAGGGAGUGAUCAGUACAAUUCAGUAGUCAGUAGUAUUAAAAAAUUCUAUUUCAAUGACAGAGAUCCAUCGGAAAAUAAAGAUGAUAUAUAUAGGCUUUACACGGAUAACUUCUUUUUAUUGGAUAUAUACAAUUCAGCAAGAUAUUUUUCAGAGACAGGAAAUAGUCCUACAUACUUUUAUCGGUUCUCCUUAGAUACCGCGUUGAACUUCAUGAAAUCUUUGUAUGACAUAGAAGAGCCAGGUGCCUGUCACGCCGAUGAAUUUUCCUACCUUUUCAAAAACGGGUUUGCCCCUGAAGAUAUUGAACCCGAAAGUUCUGAGUUUGUCGGAAUACAACGAAUGAUCAAACUUUGGACAAAUUUUGCAAAAUAUGGUAAUCCUACACCAAGCAAUAAGGACAAAGUACUAUCUACGAUCUGGAAACCGCUUGAACCCCAACGAUUUAACUAUCUAAAUAUUGGGGAUGAUUUAGAAAUGAAAAUCGACCCCGAAAGAAACGCUAUGGAUUUCUGGAACAACCUGUAUAAAGAAACCUCUGUACCUAAAGCUAAACUAUAAUCAUAUUUUUUUAUAUAUAAUUUGAUGUGCCGAAAAGUACUGUUUAAAUAAAAAAUUUCUGUGUCACUUUA